Messenger RNA from Medicago truncatula (barrel medic), 1854 nucleotides. Its product is annotated as DUF21 domain-containing protein At2g14520. The coding region runs from base 280 to 1569 and encodes 429 amino acids. The record is from RefSeq and is a predicted model, not a curated record. Lineage: Eukaryota; Viridiplantae; Streptophyta; Magnoliopsida; Fabales; Fabaceae. Gene Ontology annotation, cellular component: cytoplasm. The transcript is spliced from 11 exons. Gene Ontology annotation, biological process: intracellular manganese ion homeostasis; magnesium ion homeostasis.
ACAAACAAAAGGUUGUCAAUGAAACAUUUUCCCAUCCUUCAAAAAAUGAAACAUUUUCCCAAAGUAAAUCACCGGACUUUUGAGCAAACCAGAGCAUAGAGUAACUUUCAAAGUUCAAUAUAUUCACUCAAAAAAAUCAAUCUUCGACUUCUACCAUAAUUCCAAUACCCUUUAUGGCAAUUGGACUCUGACACCUCUGCUUUCUCUAACUCAAGGCUUGAAAAACACAGUAACAACCAGAACAGCUUGCGUGUACUGUAGUGUUUUUGUUAAUUUUCAAUGGCAGUGGAGUAUAGGUGUUGUGAAACAGAGUUUUUCAUAAGAAUUAUGAUAAUUGUUCUUCUUGUUGUCUUUGCUGGAUUGAUGUCAGGGCUUACCUUAGGCCUCAUGUCUCUGAGUCUUGUUGAUCUUGAGGUUCUUGCUAAAUCUGGAACACCUCAAGAUCGAAAACAUGCUGAGAAAAUAUUACCGGUUGUAAAAAAUCAACAUCUAUUACUUUGCACUCUUCUAAUAUGCAAUGCAGCAGCCAUGGAGGCACUUCCAAUUUUUCUUGAUAGUCUUGUUGUUGCUUGGGGUGCUAUCCUAAUUUCUGUGACAUUAAUUCUUCUAUUUGGUGAGAUUAUUCCUCAAUCAGUUUGUUCCCGGUAUGGUUUAACAAUCGGUGCAACGGUGGCUCCGAUUGUUCGUGUUCUUGUGUGGAUAUGUUUACCUGUUGCUUAUCCAAUUAGCAAGUUGUUGGAUUAUUUGUUAGGGCAUAGACAAGAAGCGCUUUUUCGCAGAGCUGAGUUGAAAACACUUGUAAAUUUGCAUGGUAAUGAGGCUGGGAAAGGUGGUGAACUAACACAUGAUGAAACAACUAUCAUUGCUGGGGCACUUGAACUAUCUGAGAAGACUGCUGGUGAUGCCAUGACUCCUAUAAAUGAAAUAUUUUCCAUUGAUAUAAAUUCAAAACUUAAUAGGGAUUUGAUGACACUAAUAUUGGAGAAAGGGCAUAGCAGGGUCCCUGUCUAUUAUGAGGAGCCUACAAAUAUCAUUGGACUUAUCCUGAUCAAGAAUUUGUUAACUAUUGACCCAGAAGAGGAAGUACCUGUGAAAAGUGUGACCAUACGCAAAAUACCAAGGAUUUCAGAAAUGAUACCACUGUACGAUAUAUUGAAUGAAUUCCAAAAGGGCCAUAGUCACAUGGCUGUUGUUGUGAGACAUUUUGACAAGACAGGGCAACAAUCUUCCAACAAUAAUUGCACUGAUUCAGUAAGAGAUGUGAGGGUGACUAUUGAUGGGGAGAAGAAUAAUCCUCAAGAGAAAGUGUUGAAAAACAAAAUGCAACUUCAUAAGAAGAAAAGCUCACCAAAUUCAAAUAAUUCUAAUUCUAAUAGCAGUGCUAGUUCUAGAAGCAAAAAAUGGUCACAAAAUAUUUACUCAGAUAUUUUGGAAAUUGAUGGAAAUUCAAUUCCAAAGCUACCUGAAAAAGAAGAAGCUGUUGGAAUAAUUACAAUGGAAGAUGUAAUUGAAGAGCUUUUGCAGGAGGAGAUCUUUGAUGAGACAGAUCAUCAUUUUGAAGACUCAUAACAAUGAGACAAAACUAAACCACCUGCUUUUGAUUAGCAUAAUUUUCUUUGUUUUUAGAUAGAUUCAUAUAUAAGUUAAGAGAAAUGUUUUCUUACACAAAAUCCAAUAUCAAAACUGUAUAUUAGGGUUUUUUCGAUUUCUAAACUCGAUACCGUUUUAUUUUCUUAAGUUAGUCGAGUUCAUGCUCAUUCGUAUACGGUGUCAAUUUUUGUAUGUUCAAAAUACACAAUAGUUAAAUUAAUUAAUUAGAUUAAUUGAAUUAGAUAAUGAGAAAAGCUGUUAGGG